Molecule: messenger RNA, 354 nt
Organism: Porites evermanni
Lineage: Eukaryota; Metazoa; Cnidaria; Anthozoa; Scleractinia; Poritidae
Source: the annotation of a GenBank genome assembly
AUGGCGCCAAUUGUUCCAAAAACUCAUGAAGGCGGUGCACAAACACCUUCAUCACCCGGGCAACACAAGACGUUUACCUUUGAAAUAAAGGAGAAAUUUGUGCGGCAGUCUGUUAUGAUGUCACUAUGGUUUGUCUUCAGUUUUGGAUCUAUUAUAUCAAACAAGUACAUUUUGUCGACAUUAGAUGGUGAUGCUGGCAUCCUUGGGGAGACGCAGAUGGUCUGUUCUGUUAUUUUUGGGGCUCUCAAGAUGUACCUCCCUUGUUGCUUGUUUCAUCGAACCUCUGGCCAUCAUCAAGAUGGACAUAAGUUUCAUUUCUUUCGUAACAUGGCGAUUCUAGGCUGGAUGAGGUAA